This is a messenger RNA of Eptesicus fuscus (big brown bat), 741 nucleotides long. RefSeq names its product fibroblast growth factor 20 (gene FGF20). The transcript has 3 exons. Gene Ontology annotation, molecular function: growth factor activity; fibroblast growth factor receptor binding. Lineage: Eukaryota; Metazoa; Chordata; Mammalia; Chiroptera; Vespertilionidae. Gene Ontology annotation, biological process: positive regulation of cell population proliferation; animal organ morphogenesis; fibroblast growth factor receptor signaling pathway. The record is from RefSeq and is a predicted model, not a curated record. Bases 1 to 633 code for a protein of 210 amino acids. Gene Ontology annotation, cellular component: cytoplasm.
AUGGCGCCCUUAGCCGAAGUGGGGGGCCUCCUGGGGGGCCUGGAGGGCCUGGGCCAGCAGGUGGGCUCGCACUUCCUGCUGCCUCCCGCCGGGGAGCGGCCCCCGCUGCUGGGCGAGCGGCGGGGCGCGGCGGAGCGGGGCGCCCGCGGGCCGGGGGUCGCGGAGCUGGCGCACCUGCACGGCAUCCUGCGCCGCCGGCAGCUCUACUGCCGCACCGGCUUCCACCUGCAGAUCCUGCCCGACGGCAGCGUGCAGGGCACCCGGCAGGACCACAGCCUCUUCGGUAUCCUGGAAUUCAUCAGUGUGGCAGUGGGACUGGUCAGUAUUAGAGGUGUGGACAGUGGUCUCUACCUUGGAAUGAAUGACAAAGGAGAACUCUAUGGAUCAGAGAAACUGACUUCUGAAUGCAUCUUUAGGGAGCAAUUUGAAGAGAACUGGUAUAAUACCUAUUCAUCCAACAUAUAUAAACAUGGAGACACUGGCCGCAGGUAUUUUGUGGCACUUAACAAAGACGGAACCCCAAGAGAUGGUGCCAGGUCCAAAAGACAUCAGAAAUUUACGCAUUUCCUGCCUAGACCAGUGGAUCCAGAAAGAGUUCCUGCAUUGUAUAAGGACAUACUAAUAUAUACUUAAAGUGUGAUCGUGUCUUUACUGAAGAACCGAAUUGCAACCAUUUUUUCUUAUUAUAGUUCCCAGAGUAAAAUAACACAGGAAGACAUUCAGAAUGUUUCAGAGCCUGUU